GGCUUGGCAAAGUCAGCAAUGCUUGAGUCUGAUCUGUGCUGCAGACUUAAGCUGUUCAGCUCUGCAUUAGGGAGAAAGAGAAAGGAGAGACGCAGAUAGACACAUGUGAAGCAGCUCAGCUCUGAAGCCUAUCCUGACAGCAAGCUGCUGAGGUGGUCCAUGCUCCUGUGCCUGCCGGGGUGUGUCAGGUGACCAGGGCGGAUGGAGGCGGGGUCCAGCAGUCAGAGCGCCGAGGAGGCGGGGCCUACCUCAGGGGAAGAGCCACAGCCUGAGCAGCCGCGCCGUGGGAGGGGUCGACCACGAAAACAGCAGGAGGAGCCUGUUGGUCCUCCUCCACCCAGGAGACCUCGCGGGCGGCCCAGAGGAAGUAAGAACAAGCAGGUCACACCCAAGAAGGUCGAGCCAGCAGGUCAGAGAAGGCCGCGUGGACGUCCAAGAAAAUGGCCACAGAAAGUGAGUGAGGAAGAGCAACAGGCUCAUGUUGAAGCGGAGGCUCCACCCGUCGCACCCCCCUCUCCCAUGGCGCCCCCACCCGAGCAGGGAGGGCUGUGAAGAUGGCUAGUGCCUCAGGAGGGUCGGUUGGUCCGCCCCUAACCCCCCCUUCCACCACACAGCAGUCACAUCGGGCUUGCCUCACACAGGUGCACUGAUCCCCCUACCCUCCUCCACACACACACACACACACACACACACACACACACACACACACACACACACACACACACACACACCCCUCAGGAUGUCUCAACAUACUGUACACCCCACCCCCACUUUCUCUCAGAAUGCAGAAUACUCAGGAUAUAUGCUCUGGACAAAGCACAGGAGUUUACAUUUAUCUGAUAAUGCUUGAACAUCCACAUCAGUGUUUUUAGGAUCAAACAAGAUGACAAAAAAAACAUUUACUGAUCUUAAAGGUGUAUGAUUGUUAUUUUUGUGCAGUGUGCGUCAUUACUGUAAGCUUCUAGAAUUAGGCAUGGGAAUGUCUAAAUGGUAAAGUUGGAUUAACGUUUUCAAAAUGUAGUAAGAAGUAGUAAGAGUAUGGGCACAUAAGGCUAAAAUGGUUUUGUAUUUGAAAAGAAAAAUGUUUGCUGAAAUGAAUGAAAUUAUUGGAAUAGAAUUAUAAAUGAGAUAUGAAAUUAAUCUUUCACAAUGACGCAAAAAAAAAAAAAAAGAAAUCAGCGUAUUUACAGUAAAUCCACAUAUGGUAAUAGCCAUUUAUGGCAAAGUAUGGAAUAUGUUUCUGUGUGUCUGCUCUGUUAGAAGAUGGUGUGGUUUGUGAACCGGCACUUUCCUUCUUUAUCUUCUGUUUCUUAGAAGUUGUACAGGCCUUCAAUUGAAGUGACACUGUAGGUUGAGAUUUAAGACAGACUCUCCUGCAUAGAUAGCUAUGAGAAUAAUGUUGUUUUUUUUCUUUUUCUCGUCAUUGGCUUUUUAUACCGUAUAUUGACCUGAUGUGUAUCUCAAUUGUCCUUCCAUUUGGUCAUUACAAUAACAAAUUUAUAUUGUUCCCUCUCUUGGCAAGCCCUUCUGGCAUCCCUUUUUUAAUGGAUAAAACUGUGCUACGGUGGGAUAUAAAUGUAUUUUAAUAAAAUGUGGAUAUCAUGGGAAUGUCUGUGUAGAUACAGCAGGACAUUUUGAUACAUACAGUGGUAGUAUGGCAUAUUGUAUACAGAAUAUUCUGUAUUUCUCAUUUAUUUUGUCAUUGAAUGGCCCACCAUGCUGGUAUUGAAUGUUGUUAUCCAUAUUGUGUACUUACUUCUUUGCAUUUUCCUGCUUCUGGUUGAUUAUGGACCUACGUGGGCAUUGAUGCUGUAAGAAAUCAGCGGAUGUUAUUAUUUGGCUUCAACUCCUGCAUUCACUGCCUCUCCACACAACUCGGUACCUCCAAAGUUUCGGAUCGUCCUCACACCAAUAUAGUGCGUUACUCUGAGCCAGUAAUCCUAACGCUGUACAAUGUACCUACUUGACAUGCUCCUCAGCCUCCAAUAACUUGAACAAAGCAAGUCAGCAGAGUGAUGCUUCUGAAUAACCUGUGGUACCAAUGCUGUCAUGUUCAAGCACCCUGCAUUCACCAAACAGCCUUUAUUUGCAACAAAGCCAAAAAAUUUUUUUUUGUUUUUCAUUGUUAGUCUUGCAUAUGAAUAUAUGCUCUGUUUUCAGAACAAACAAGAUAUUUCUGCUGGGACAACUUAAAUAAGAAAAAAUCACUUUUAGUCUUCUGUAAUCAUGAAGGUUUACAGUAUUAGAACCCUUUGUUCCAUUAGAUUAUUUGUUGACGUCUGUUCAUUGUCAUCUAGACAAUAGCCACGUUGACAUGGACACUUCUAUUCCGAUUAGAAAUCGAAUAACAGUUCAAUUGGAAUUAAACUUGUCAACACCUCAAUUGGAAUGAAAAUUCCUGAUCCGAUGAGAAUUUCAAUCGGAAUGAAAGAGGUGGUGUAGUCCACUCCUAUUCUGAACACCCAUGUAGUCAUUCGAAUUGACUGCUGUCUUCUCAAGGAAGUAGGCAACAACGGCUAUUCCGAUCAAAGAUUCUAUAGCACUUGAGAGCACCUGAUCAGAAUAGAAUGUACCCCAUGUAAACAGACGACACACAUUUUUCAAUCAGAAUAGUUUAAUCGGAAUAACAAAACAAAUGUCCAAGUUAAACGUGGCUAAUGCUAGAUCAUGUAUUUUGUUCUGUUGCUUUUAGCUAGUUUGCCCUAGUUUUCAUUGCCUCUACCUGACAAAGAGAAAAUUGGAGAUGGUCAUUCCUUAUACCUCAAAAGCAUAAUUUAGUUGUAUUUUUUUAAGAAACAUUGCUAAUAAAUUUUCCUUCAGUUUGCCUAUCA
This is a messenger RNA of Sardina pilchardus (European sardine), 2831 nucleotides long. RefSeq names its product high mobility group AT-hook 2b. Gene Ontology annotation, cellular component: nucleus; chromatin. Gene Ontology annotation, molecular function: transcription coregulator activity; DNA binding. Gene Ontology annotation, biological process: regulation of DNA-templated transcription. The transcript is spliced from 6 exons. NCBI's taxonomy places the organism in Eukaryota, Metazoa, Chordata, Actinopteri, Clupeiformes, Clupeidae. The coding region runs from base 202 to 552 and encodes 116 amino acids. The record is from RefSeq and is a predicted model, not a curated record.